Molecule: messenger RNA, 3201 nt
Organism: Cygnus atratus (black swan)
Lineage: Eukaryota; Metazoa; Chordata; Aves; Anseriformes; Anatidae
Gene: PLXDC1
Product: plexin domain containing 1
Exons: 14
Coding region: 110-1561 (483 amino acids)
Source: RefSeq, a predicted model, not a curated record
GGCCCCUGCCCGGGCUCCGGUUCCCGGCUCCGGCUCCGGCGGCGGCGGCGGCUCGGGGGGGUGGCGGCCCAUGGCGGGGCGCUGAGCCCCCAGCACAGCCGGGGCCGCGAUGCGCUGGGGGGGCCUCAUCCUGCUCUGCUUGCUGCCGGGCCCGCGGGGCGCAGGACGGCCCCCCGGGAGCCCCGCGGCGGGCGAAGGGCGGCUCGGAGCUGGGGAGCCCUCGGCGGGGCCGGAGGGGACCCACAUCAGCCAGGACCUGGUGGGGCGCAGCCUGGCCAUCGACACGCUGCCGGCCAACGAGACGCGGAUCGUGGAGGACAACCACAGCUACUACGUGUCCCGCACCUACGGCCCGGGGGAUGCGCGCCUGCGGGGGCUGUGGGUGGACAUGGCAGCGGCCAACAGGAGCCACGUGAAGAUCCACGGGAUCCUCUCCAACACGCACAGGCAGGCCUCGCGAAUCGUCCUCUCCUUUGACUUCCCCUUCUACGGCCACCUCCUGCGGCAGGUGACGAUCGCCACGGGAGGGUUUAUCUUCAUGGGGGACGUCAUCCACCGCAUGCUCACGGCCACGCAGUACGUGGCGCCCCUCAUGGCCAACUUCAACCCCAGCUACUCCCGCAACUCCACCGUCCAGUACCUGGACAACGGGACGGUGUUUGUGGUGCAGUGGGACAAGGUGUACCUGCAGGGCAAGGAGGACAUGGGCAGCUUCACCUUCCAGGCCGCCCUGCACAGCACCGGGAGGAUCGUCUUCGGGUACAAGGAGAUCCCGGUGCCCGUCCUGCAGAUCAGUGCCACGCAGCACCCCGUGAAAGCCGGCCUCUCUGACGCCUUCAUGAUCCUCAACCCAUCUCCCGAGGUGCCCGAGUCCCGCCGCCGGACCAUCUACGAGUACCACCGCGUGGAGCUGGACACCAGCAGGAUCACCAGCAUGUCGGCCGUGGAGUUCACCCCGCUGCCCACUUGUCUCCAGCAUCAGAGCUGUGAAAUGUGCGUGACCUCGGAGCUGACCUUCAACUGCAGCUGGUGCCACGUUCUGCAGAGGUGUUCCAGCGGGUUCGACCGAUACCGCGAGGAGUGGCUGUCCUACGGCUGCGGCCAGCAGUCCGAUGAGAAGAGCUGCGAGGAUUUGGCAGAGGAUGACCACUACUCGGCCCCCCCCAGCAGCUCGCUCUCGCCGCUGGAGGAGAACGUCGCUGCCUCCACCUCCUCGCUCUUCAUUGACGGCCUCACUACGGAAGAUGACACAAAGCUCAAUCAGUAUGCAGGGAGCGAAGGUGUGGGAAGCAGCCUCCCGUCCAAGAACGCAGGCGCCCCGGUUCACACCGGUACGAUCGUGGGGAUCGUCCUGGCCGUGUUGCUCAUCGCAGCCAUUAUCCUCGCUGGGAUUUACAUCAACAGCCACCCCACCUCGAACGCUGCACUGUUCUUCAUUGAGCGGCGGCCGCACCGCUGGCCGGCCAUGAAGUUCCGCAACCACAGCAGCCAUGCGACGUACGCCGAGGUGGAGGCAGCUGGCCACGAGAAGGAGGGCUUCGUGGAGGCAGAGCAGUGCUGAGCGCUGCUUCCCCCGUGCCUCUGACCGCCCCGUCCCACGCCUUGGGGUCCUCUGUUACUGCAAAGUCUUUCCCCUCCUGGAAAAGAAAGAGCAAAGUAGAGGAAAGCGGCCGAGUGGAGCAUGAAAGGAAGGAGCCGGGGUGAUGUAAGGAUGGGACCUGCUGAGAUUCCUCACAGGACAGCAGAACCCGAAGUGGUGGCAGUGGCGGGACGCUGGGCUCUGCCUGAAGCCCGGCUCCGAAGCCCUUCACGUGUCAGUAGAAAAGACUGUGGCCCAAUUUUUAGCUUGGCUCUGGUUUUUGUGUCCUGGUUGGGUUUUCCCCGCCUAUGUGGGGCUGACCUCUCUGCUCCUCCACCAGGACUCUUGAUGUGGGCCACAUCUCGGCAGAGCCCCCAGUUUUUCCCCGGGGCCGUGUGCUGCCCCCCGGGUCUGCUGGGACGCGGCGAGGUGAGGCUGGGACGGCAACGGUGGUGGCUGCAGGGCUGUAAAGCUGGCUCGCCAGGGCUCACCUCUGUCCCAUCCCCUCUCCCCCAGCUCCGUCCCUUUCUCCUUUGCCUUCUUUUUUUUUGGGGGGUCAGGCAGCGAUUAAUUUCGUCUUCAGGGCUGAGAAGCCUCCUGGCUUCAUCUUCAUCCCGCAGUCGGUCUGCACCUCCAUGGCUUCCAUUCCCUGCCCUCCUCUCCCGUCCCAGUAACAGCUGCUUCCCCCUGCUCCAGCAGAAUGGGAAACCCGAUGUAUUUUAAAAGCAAAAACCCCACUGAGGAUUCACCUUCAGGAUGUUCAUGAGCCAGUGGCUCUGAUGCACUUUCUCGCAUCCGUUUCCUCAAUUACUAACUAAAAACUUUACCCUAAAGGACUCAGAGAGUGAAAAAAAUAUCUUAGAUUUCUUCAAGACAUAUCUUCAUAGCACAGCUGCUAAUCCAGCAGGAGUGGGGUAGGUUUUAAAGGCAGAGGAUGGGGACAGAGCCCGAGCAAAAGCUGUGUGCUCCCAUGGGCUACAUCCUGAGGUAAACCCUCCUUCAUGGGAGCGUCCCAUAAAUAAAACACAAAGGCCUUACAUGCCUUGAUACAUAGAAAAUCUGGAAAAUGCCUUGUUAGCAUCAUAGUAUUCAGAGCCUUGAGUCAGUGGAUUUUUUAUUUUUAUUUCUUAUUGUGUCUGUGAUAGGCCCUGGUCUGCAUUGGUACCGAUACUGUGAUUCCAGAAUCUGACCCUACCUAAGGGCUUCAACACCAGACCUCUCAGGGUUGUUCUGCUCCUUCUGUGCAAUCAAAUCCCAGACUAAUCUGCAGAAAUGCUUAUCCCACUUCCACAGCCACCAGCCAUAGCAGGAUUCGUCCCUAAACUGAGGAAAGGUGGUAUGAAAAAGACAGAGUCCAAAGUCCAGUGUCAGGUAAAGUUUUAUUUCCCCCACCAAAAAAAAAAAGGUGUUGGUUUUAUGGACUUUUUUUUUUCCCCUCCCCUCUCGGUCCUCAGUUAUUUAUUCUGAUAUCAUCUUUGGUGCAUAUUUUAUCCACUGGCUGGUUCAGCUGUCACUGGUGGUGAUUACUGCCAAAGGCAUGGUCUGUCUAAUUAAUGUCUUCCUUCUCAUCUGCUGAAUUUAUAUAGCCAUUAAAGAUAAAUAUGGAUGCUUUGUGGCAUUUA